CCGCCCAUUAUAAAAAUCUUAGCUUCAGGACUGUAGAGACAAAUGGCGGAAACUACAUGAAUUUGCCUUCAAAAUAAAAUACAAUCGUAACCUCAACUUAGCUUUUUCACGGACGCACUUUUUGUUUGAAGGGCUGUUGUCGGAAGCACAUUUCACACUUCUCUCUGCUUAACAACAACGCGUCAUUCGGGCUGCAGAGUACUAACGUCAAACUCUUUUCGUUGAAUGUUUUUUCACGUUUUAGAGAAAGGAACAUUUUCGGACAUACUACUACGACAUAGCACAGCUAUCAUAAAUACAAGCAGUCUGCUGGGUAGAGUGAGUUGUAUGACUGUUUGGAUAACUUGCUUGUAUAAUUGACGAGGCUCCGCUGUUUUGAGCAGAAACGAAACGCUUUGAAAAGCUUCAUAGACAGCUGGAACAACCCGCAUUAGUUGGACUGUCUGCUUCGCUGCCAACAACAAUGAGCUGCCUAAAAGAAGAAACUCGAAGUGUCUCCCCUCACUGCCCCAAACCUGACGAGUCUGAGGAGCCGCUGGGCACAGCCAUUGAAACUGGUGCUACUGCAGAUGAGAGUGUGAAGUCUGAGAGUAUGACAGCUGAAGUGGUGAUUACUAAGGAAAUGGAGGAAGAAGAGAAGAAGCUAAUGGAGCAAGGCGAGAGGAAAGAGGAGGAGAUGAUGAAGAAGGCCAGGGAGUCUUGGGAGAGGGACUCGCAUGACAUGCGGUUCAAGAGGCUCCAGCAUUUGCUUCAGAAGAGCAACAUCUAUUCUAAGUUCCUGCUGACAAAGAUGGAGCAACAACAGAAUGAGGAGAGACUCGGGAAGGAGAAACUUGAGAAGAAGGCCAAGAAGAUGCAAAAUGCCAGUGGUCCAGAAGCUGUCAAAGCAGAGAAGAAGAAAAGGAGAAGAGAUGAAGACUAUAAAAUAGCAGAUGUGAUGUCAAAAGAAGAAAUUAUGUCGCAGGCAAAGAAAGCGAAAGUGGAAGAAGUGGAAGCGGCACCUGCCCAGAAGAAACUAGAAGCUGAGGAUAUUGAGAAGAUGAGCGAUUCCAACCAAGAUAUAAAGAACCGGCUGUCAGAGACGGUGCGCGACAACGCUAAGCACCUCCUGCAUCCUCAUAGGAAGGUGAACGGGCAGCCAGUUCCUGUUCAGCAACCACAGCUCUUCACUGGAGGCGUCAUGAGGUGGUACCAGAUCGAAGGCAUCGAGUGGCUGAGGAUGUUGUGGGAGAACGGCAUCAACGGGAUCCUGGCUGAUGAGAUGGGCCUGGGAAAGACCAUCCAGUGCAUCGGUCACAUUGCCAUGAUGAUAGAAAAGAAAGUGCUAGGCCCCUUCUUGGUGGUGGCUCCUCUCUCCACUCUGCCCAACUGGAUCAAUGAAUUCAAACGCUUCACACCAGAGGUGUCUGUGCUGCUUUACCAUGGCUCUCAGGCAGAGAGGACCGAGCUGCUGAAACAGAUCUGCCGGCCUCAGGGGCCUCUCAGCAUGUGCCCUGUAGUCAUCACCUCCUUUGAGAUCUCCAUGAUUGACAGGAAGUUGUUACAGCGCUUCCAGUGGAAGUACCUAAUAGUGGACGAAGGCCACAGGAUCAAGAACCUUAACUGUCGGCUGGUGCGGGAGCUGAAGAUGCUGCCCACUGACAACAAGCUGCUGCUGACAGGCACACCGCUGCAGAACAACUUGGCUGAGCUCUGGUCCCUGCUUAACUUCCUCCUGCCGGAGGUCUUUGAUGACCUCAAAAGCUUUGAGUCGUGGUUCGACAUUAACACCCUCGGUGAGGUCGACAGUAUGGUGGUCGCUGAACGUGAGCAGAACAUCCUGAGUAUGCUGCACCAGAUUCUGACUCCAUUCCUGCUGAGGAGGCUGAAGUCAGAUGUGACGCUGGAGGUUCCUCCUAAAAAGGAGAUCAUUGUGUACGCUCCUCUGACAGCCAAGCAGGAGGCUUUCUACACUGCUGUAGUCAACAAGACCAUUGCCAAGAUGCUGGGCCAGGAAAAGACAGAGGCGCCUGUAGCCCUGACAUCCAGCGGCAGGCCGAAGCGGCGCAGCCGGAAGGUAGUGGACUACAAGGAAACGGAUACAGACGCUCCAUAUGACCUGGAGAAAUAUCUGGAGAGGGUUCGCAAGGAGCUGGAGCCGAGCUCCCAUCCAGUGCUGGAUGUCCAGAGCCCGCUGGAUGCUCAGGUCAGCCUGAAGCUGCAGAACAUCCUCAUGCUGUUAAAGAGAUGCUGUAACCACCCGUACCUGGUGGAGUACCCCCUCGACCCCGCCACAGGGGAGUUCAAGAUCGAUGAGCAGCUGGUGCAGAGCUCUGGGAAGUUUCUCAUACUGGACAGGCUGCUGCCAGCGCUGAAGAGAAGAGGUCAUAAGGUUCUAAUUUUCAGUCAGAUGACGUCUAUCCUGGAUAUUCUCAUGGAUUACUGCUAUCUGCGGGGCUUCCACUACAGCCGCCUGGACGGCAGCAUGUCAUAUGCUGAGAGAGACGAAAACAUGGCCAGGUUUUCCAAAGAUCCAGAGGUGUUCAUCUUCCUGUUGAGCACCCGAGCAGGAGGACUGGGAAUCAAUCUGACAGCUGCUGACACCGUCAUCAUCUUUGACAGCGACUGGAACCCACAGGCAGACCUGCAAGCUCAGGACCGCUGUCACCGCAUAGGACAGACAAAACCAGUAGUGGUGUACCGCCUGGUCACAGCCAACACCAUCGACCAGAAGAUCCUGGAGAGGGCGUCUGCCAAGAGGAAGCUGGAGCAGAUGGUCAUCCACAAGAACAAAUUUAAAGGUGGGAAGGCAGAGCUGAAGCCAAAUAAAAGCUGCAUUGAUCUGGAUGAGCUGCGGGAGCUGCUCAAAGCUCGAGGCACUGAGAAGGAGGUUAAAGCUUCGAAAGGGAAGGUCAUCAGUGACAAGGACCUGGAGAUUCUGCUCGAUCGCAGCGACUUGCUGGACAAAGAAAAGGACGGCAUGAAGAAGGCGAAAGUGGGAGUCUUCAGAGUGAUCGACGCCAAAGAGUCAUCGGAGAUCACGCUGGGCUGAGAACAGCAAAGCUGCAGCCAUGUCACUUACAACCACUGAACACCUGAAACUGCUGUUUGUACAGUUUGUGUUUUGUAUGUAAGGUGCUCCCCUGUAGUCUCAGGAGUGAGGGGGUUUUUUUUGCUUUUGUUAUGAUGGCCCUUCUACGACUGGACUGACUCCAGCGUGUUCAACUUUUAACUUCAUCAGGCAAAACCAGAUUCUCUCCAGCUGAGCCAACAAAACUGCCACAAGCUAGUUCACACACUUUGGUGUCACUGUGCGGAUUUUUACAGAGAAAUAUUUCACUGAGAUACUCUGCUGCUCGUUAACAAAAUAGUGCCCAGGGUCGAUUUUCUUUAAGGCUCCUUUUAAAAGCCGUUUAUCAUCAUUCCCAGAAUUGUACUUAAAACACUUUGAUGCAGCUGGAGUUGGAUAUGUUCUCAUGCCUUGAAAUAAAGAGACUUAAUUAGUGUUUUAUUUUCAUGCAGUUUCUGAUUAAAAGUUUUUGUUAAUCAAAAAAUGCAUCGAGUCAGUUAAACCUCUGAGAUAUUGAUCUGUCAGGUAAGUAGCAGACUGAGGUUGGUAAAGUUUCAGCAGCUUUGGUGUUAAAUAAUUGCUUAUUUCAAUGUUUUUUCUCUUCAAAUGUGGAAUUUCAACCAGGCGCCCUGUUUGGGCUACACAACGCGUUUACAACAAUGUGUUUUAACCCUGUCCUAUGGAGGUCAUGUAAACAAAAGGAGCUGUAAAAAGUAGCAGAAAUGAACUGAAAGUAGCUGCAUUGUCUCAGCACUGCACACAGCAAGCAGUGUUUAUCAGUAACGUCAUCAGUAUUACUGAUGGUACAGAGGCUUCCUAAGCAAAGUGGACUAAACGCACCCCUAAUCCCUGAUAUGGACCGUAUUAAUAGCUAUGCAAAGCCUGGUUCAGCUGAUACUCGAUUCCUCCAGAUUUUGAGCCUGCUUCCUCUUAAGGCAUGCCUGCCAGGGUGGGCCUCUGCCCAACUUUCACCUCAGUCACACCCAUUAUUAGCAGCUGUCCUCUAUGCACUUGACAGCUAACAGGUUCGAUUUAGUGGCAUCAAGGAUGUUAGUUGUUCAGGCUGGAGCAACCUGUAAGAGCCUUUUGAGUGAGGUUUUACCUUUACUGUUUCACAACAGCAUAAAAAGGGAAGGUCCGCAAUUUAGACUUUUGAUAAAUGGACCAAUUCUUAUGUAGUGCUGUUCUACUCUCUUAGAGAAGUCAGAGCACUUUGUCAUGGCCAGUGAUCAAAAACCACUGAUCGAUGGCCAUGAGUACCAUCACAGAGAGUUGGGGAGAGGCUGCAAUCACAGCAUUGUAAGAUGGUGAAAGAUGUACCCUUGUGGAUGAGGACAACUUCCCCCAGUGUCUAUUCUUACGUGUAGACAUUGUCUUUAAUUUUAAAGACAGCUGUGACAUCAUCACAUCCUGGAGGGCAGUGACUGAGCAGCUUGUUUCGAUGACAUGUUUCAGUUAAUACAAGCACACCAACAUCUUUAAAAGAUUUCAUGAAAAGGGUGGAGGCAGGAUGUUCCAGCUGUUUCUCAAAGAAGACAGUGUGUACAGUGAGACAAAACUGAGUUAACAUAAAAACUGCUGAUACAUUUAUAAUACUGAAUAUAAUUCAUUAUGUACUCUAUGGAGGCAUGUACUUGUUAUAUUAGCAUUGUACAAACUGUUACUGUUGCCUUCUCAUUGGGUGUUUAGUGGAAUAAUUCAUUUUUUCCCAGUUCAAUUCAACUAUGUCCAUGGUUUCAAACUACGCUUGCAACUGUAGCUCAUUACAGACUGUGCAGAAACAGCUAAAUGUGGAAACAAAAUGUGCAAAGACUUCCUGGGCUUUCUUUUGUUUGUAUAAAAAUCCUGAUGCAAACAAUAAACGAGGAUCCUUAUCAC
Haplochromis burtoni (Burton's mouthbrooder) is the source of this 4927-nucleotide messenger RNA. RefSeq names its product helicase, lymphoid specific (gene hells). Gene Ontology annotation, cellular component: pericentric heterochromatin; nucleus. Lineage: Eukaryota; Metazoa; Chordata; Actinopteri; Cichliformes; Cichlidae. The transcript is spliced from 23 exons. Gene Ontology annotation, molecular function: ATP-dependent chromatin remodeler activity; chromatin binding; ATP binding. The record is from RefSeq and is a predicted model, not a curated record. Gene Ontology annotation, biological process: negative regulation of gene expression via chromosomal CpG island methylation; lymphocyte proliferation; pericentric heterochromatin formation. Bases 464 to 3031 code for a protein of 855 amino acids.